Suillus clintonianus is the source of this 2062-nucleotide messenger RNA. RefSeq lists its product as uncharacterized. The transcript is spliced from 11 exons. Gene Ontology annotation, molecular function: monooxygenase activity; FAD binding. Lineage: Eukaryota; Fungi; Basidiomycota; Agaricomycetes; Boletales; Suillaceae. The record is from RefSeq and is a predicted model, not a curated record. The coding region runs from base 334 to 1893 and encodes 519 amino acids.
AUGCUCUUGAUCACCGUGCCCCACGCUCCCGCCGGCUUACUUCCAAAUCAGCCUCCGCUCAUCGCCGCUCACGACGUGCUCUGCGGUUGUCACGCGCACUGACUUAUUGACUGCGUCCCCCAAAUACAUAAAUCCGGAUUCCGGACUGAGGUUAAUCCGCGGUUCUGAUGUAAGUCCUUUGAGAAAUCCAUAACGUUUUUGUGUUCCUGCCGGGCCCGGGUCAUCCUGGAUUAGCCUGGAUGCCCUGAUACGGACGGUUCUCGCUUAACGGUACUCAUAUGGGAAGGGAAGCCUUCCUCCAUCAGCCGGAUGUCAUAAUGGUACUAUCGGCGCAUGGAAGAAAAGCGAUUAAUAUCCAUUCCUUCUAGCAACCUUGACACUGAUAUCAGCCCAUCUGUCUUUUCACCUCUAUCAUUCCCUAUAUCCCUCUUUUACCAAUCUGCACUACUAGGCCCGCGACGUACUUCCAUGUCAUCGUCGAAAAGAAGAGCGCUACUCAGCAUCGAGUUCAUUAUAGUUGGAGCUGGUGUUGCGGGUCUGGCUACCGCGCUCAGAUUAUGCCAGGCAGGGCAUCGUGUUCGUAUUCUAGAUAAAGCUUUAGGACCAAACCGGCGCGCUGGUGGUACACAUCUCCCGCCCAAUGCUACUAAAGUUUUGGUGGAUUGGGGAUUCAAGGACCAGCUACUGAAACACGCACUCAGCACGCGUGCUAGCAAAUUCAUUUCAAUCGACACUGGAGAAGUCAUAGGAUGCCUCGAAUGGAAGGAAGACGUUCUUCAGGAGACAGGAGCGGAUUAUAUGGUUAUAAGUUAUCGCGAUCUCUACGACAUGCUGUAUCGUGAAGCGAUCGCCGCGGGUGCCCGUAUCUCAUUCAACACACCAGUUGCCAAAGUGCACGCGAACCCGCCCCGCGUCCAACUUCAGGAUGGCACCGUCCUCAAAGCAGAUAUGAUCAUUGGGGCUGAUGGCCCACGGAGUACAGUCCGCGAGGCGGUCGUAGGGUGGCCAAGUGAAGAGGUGCCAGAAGGGCACAGCGCUUACGUUGCGAUUAUACCUCGGGAUGUCCUUCAAAACGACCCUGAGCUCAGCGACCUGACGCAGUUCCACGAAGAUAGACCUGACUACCCGAUAUGGACUGGAGACUCUAGACAUGUCAUCGCCUUCACGGUGGCAGGAGGGACUGAAUUUGCCAUCCAUGCUUUUUUGCCUGACAGCGAAGUUGAUGGCAUUGGUGACGAAGACGGUUGGGACGUGAUAGUCCCCCGUGAACGGCUCCCUUUUCAUUUCGAACCGAAGUUGCAGCGCUUGCUGGAUAUACCUGCUACCUAUCAGAGGGUGCGACUUUUCCAAAGAGAAUGUGCCGAAGAAUGGACAGACGAAUCAGGAAGGCUGCUCCUCAUGGGAGAGGCCGCCCACCCUUUAUAUCCUUGCGUUCUACAAAGUUGCAGUAUGCAAAUAGAGGACGCUGAAGUGCUCGGCACCCUCUUCUCUCGAUUACGAGCCUGGGAUCAAUUACCUCACUUGGCCGAAGCGUUCCAGGAGUUGCGAGAACCACGUACUCGCGCCAUAUAUGCAAAAGAGACGAAGGCUUUUGAUUUAGUAUGGGUGCCCCCUGGGCCACAACGUGAUGCACGAGAUCAGGCCCUCUAUAGCAUGAUGGUCGAAGGGCACAAAGGCUGGGACGAGACCAAGAUGCGCUGGCAGUGGGACGAGAUUUGCGAGGUCUUUGGCUACAACGCGCGAGACGCAGCUGAAGACUGGUGGGUCAUGUGGGGUAUGUUGAGGGAGAGAAGUAUAACAAGGGAUGGUCAUUGUCCUUCCAGUUAUGCUGUGCCUUUCUGUAUGGGGUCAACCGUCACACAUUAUGCAGAGCCGGUCGUGUUGCGAAACUGAUCUCCGGUCAGUGUCUAGUUAUCAGUAAAUGUGUCAUGCAGGUAGAAGAAAUGGAGGAACCAUUAUACCCCACCCCCGCUACGUAGUACUGUAUACGUAUACCCCACAUUUUCUCUAUUAUCAUCCUUUGCAUAUCAUUCCAAGGGUCUAUAUUAGAUUUCCCAACCGU